AUGACGAUUAAAAGAGCUUUUGAUAAACUGACUCAUUCCCUUGAUUAUAUGGAACACCCACGGAUUGGUGCUACCAUUAACAUCCAUCAAUUAGGUCAACUCCACUCUAAUACCAUCAACGGCAAAGGCCACAGUGCGGACACGAUUCUUCAUAUAAUUUUAGGUGAUUGCGAAGCCUUGCAUAAAAGGUGGCUUCGCCCUGGGAGCACUAAUAUUGUUAAGGUGAGAGAAAAGUGGGUCUGGGCGGUCGCUCGUGCAAUGAUACAUGCGUGUAUAAUUAAAGCGUCGCCCCCACUGCCUCUUGAUUUUUCAAACUCGAAUAGCCAUGGUUUGAGGGGAGAAGGACCUAUGCAAACGUGA
This is a messenger RNA of Dovyalis caffra, 360 nucleotides long. The record is from the annotation of a GenBank genome assembly. Lineage: Eukaryota; Viridiplantae; Streptophyta; Magnoliopsida; Malpighiales; Salicaceae.